Molecule: messenger RNA, 1554 nt
Organism: Monosiga brevicollis MX1
Lineage: Eukaryota; Choanoflagellata; Craspedida; Salpingoecidae
Exons: 9
Coding region: 1-708 (235 amino acids)
Source: RefSeq, a predicted model, not a curated record
AUGGCCGAGGGAGCGGUCACGGCGAGCUUGGACUCGCUGUGUGCGAGCCGCGCAGAUCUGGCCCAGGCGUUGGAGCAGCAAUUGGACUUGCUGGCUCGGGCGCAGGCUGCUGAACAACAGCUGCCCUCGCUACAGCAGAAAGCACGUCAGACGCUGCAGCAGUAUCGGGACCAGUUGGCUGAACUCCGCGUGGCUUUGGCCGACAACCAGCGACCCGUGCACGACACACCGCAUUGGUACAGCGCCUGGGCAGAGUUUGGCGAGGCUCCCGAAAUCAAUCGCCUCAAGACACUUGCCCAUCUCGAGCAGGAAAAGCGUCAACUGACCUUCUUGCAGGAUGUGCUGGCGCAGCGCAUCAUCGAUUCACACCUGGACGAGUGCACCUGGCCUGUGGAGCCCGUCACUCUCAAGCACACCACCCGACACGGCGGGCACUGGUGCUUCAAGGUCUGUCAGAACAACACAAGCUGGUUUGUGAUCAAUAUCAGCACGGCCAAGUUUGGGCGCCUCUUGCCCUCGCCCUCGAUACUCCAGAUACGCUCUGCCUCUCACUUGGAGGUGCACAAACGCUGGCUUUUCUCCAUACGGUGUUGGAGGCUACCACGGUCCUCAACGACCCGACGUGCUUUGAUGAAUACGGCCUCGGUCACCUGGCAUUCCUUCAAGACUUACGCGCCAACGUUUGCCAAGAACACCUUUUUAAUCUGACCCAAGAUGCUCAUCUUGGUGUUGCUUGCCUGCUGUUCGAGGACGCGCUUGCCAUGGAGCAAUGGGCUGAACUUACGCUCGCAGACGCAGCAGCCAUCGAUGACAGUCUGGCGGCUGAAGCCCGCGCCCUCUGCACCGCUAUGCUGCAAAGCAGCCGUAAGCAUUUGGCCCAGGCGUGGACGGGUGCUGCCCGAACGGCCUUGCAGACCGCUCUCAUGAUGCUCGAUGUCGGCUGGCAGCAUGCCAGCUCUGAAGAAGAUGCGGCUGAGGACUCACAGACCUCUGCCGACGCGCGCGCUGAAGCCCAGUUUGAUGCUAUGGUCCAGCAAGUCGCACAUCGUUUGCGAGCCUUUCACCUACGCCUGGCCCGCCUGCUCAGCCAAGCGGCCUUGGCGGCCCUCGAGGUGGCUGCGCUGGACGAAAUCUUUGCCGUUUGCUUGGAGGGCAUCCAAAAAACUUUGGGCCUUGAACGCAACGCCCAGCUCGAGCGUCUUGUUCUGGCGAUGGCCUUCGGGCUGCACCAAGACUUGUCAGCGCCCACGUGUCAAAGGUUGCAAGACCUCUUGGUGAUUACAAACUUGGAGCCCGAACCAUGGUUCAAACUCUACAACCUGUUAGCAACACCCGAACUGCGCCGAGAGGCUGAGGCUCAGGCUCGCGCAGUUGGGAUGCAUGCCUUGUCUGUGACUGUUAUCAAGUCCAUAAUGGACAAACACGUUGGGCAUCGCCAACGCUUCGGCCUUGCAGAUACAUAAAGUCGUUGCCCGAUUUCUUCCAACUUUGCAGCCGUCCUCAAUACUGAAGCAGGUGGGAACACGAGUUCAUCUAAUCCAAAUGGUCAAUGUC